Cricetulus griseus (Chinese hamster) is the source of this 2149-nucleotide messenger RNA. The record is from RefSeq and is a predicted model, not a curated record. Lineage: Eukaryota; Metazoa; Chordata; Mammalia; Rodentia; Cricetidae.
CCCUUGGGCUGCAACUCAAGACUUCUGCCCAACCGCAGGCUUCGAGCUGUCUCGGAACAGGCUCCGGGCGUGGGAGAAGCAUAGGGACGCCUACCUGACGAGAUCCAGGCCGCGGAGUCGCGCCUCUGUAGACAACCGGGACGGACGGGCAAAGAUUCGGCUCCCACAGCAACCUUAUUGUAACUUUGGUCAACUCUCCCCAUCACUGACCUCUGCCACACCUUUGACACUUCGCCACAGGAAUCCGUCCCAGACCUUCUUGAGACUAUAAACCAGAGUGAGAUGACUACAAGCUCUGUGUGAAACUAUUUCAGCUCAUUGUGGAAGAUGGAUGGCCCAGAGACAGAUUUCAACCUUAAAGUCGUCCUGAUCAGCUUCAAGCAGUGUCUCAAUGAGGAGGAAGAGGUGCUGCUGGACCACUAUAUCAACAGCUGGAAGGGGCUGGUCAGGUUUCUGAACAGCCUGGGUGCCGUGUUCUCAUUCAUUUCCAAGGAUGUGGUCUCAAAGCUGCAGAUAAUGGAGCACCUGAGGAAAAGCCCACAGUAUGAACACUACACUAGCUUGCAGUCCAUGGUGGCCUAUGAGGUGGGCAACAAGCUGGUGGACCUAGACCGCCGCUCCCGUUCCCGAUACCCUAACUCCGGCUGCCGGACUGUGCUGCGCCUGCAUCGCGCUCUGCGCUGGCUACAGCUGUUCCUGGAAGGCCUGCGCACCAGCUCUGAGGAUGCUCGUACCUCGACACUCUGCAGUGAUGCCUAUAAUGCCACACUGGCUGCCUAUCACACCUGGAUCGUACGUCAAGCGGUCACUGUGGCCUUCUGUGCCCUGCCCACACGCAAGGUCUUUCUCGAGGCCAUGAAUGUGGGGUCCUCUGAGCAGGCAGUGGAGAUGCUGGGAGAGGCGCUGCCCUUCAUUGAGCACGUGUAUGACAUCUCCCAGAAACUCUACGCUGAUCACUCCCUGCUAGACCUGCCCUAGUGGUGGUGCCCAUACCGUCUGGGCUUCCCCUGCUUAGACCUGGGCUUGGGUAACCUGGGACUACUCCCACAGCAGUGCUUUCUGGAUGCUGUCACCCCUGAAAGCUGAGCUUGUUGAGAGCCACAGGCUGGUGGACAGCUGAACCCAGUUGAGGUGCAUGCCAGUCAUGCUCUUUUUCCAGUAUGAGACAAUUGAACUCCAGUUGUUUUUUAUUUUAAUAGUACAUUAUUUUUUUUAUUAGAAAGAAAAUUAUUUUACAUGUCAAUCCCAGGUCCCUCUCCCUCCCCUCCUCCCCUGCCCCCAAACUCCAGUUUUGCCCUCUACUUUAGUUAUGUGUGUGUUCCGUCGGGCCUUAUUGAAAUGCAGAUGGCAAAUGGAGAAGAUGGGGAAGGAGGGUCAUGUUCUACCUCCCAUGUGUGGAAUCUGAAAUGGUAUAAGGGCACAGGACCCUGGAGCUGAGGUUCUGGCUCUCCCACAGUCAACAUGCCCAGCCAAUGUGAGUCCUUCCUGUGCCCAUCUUGAGCCUGAGGCAUGGAUCAGUGCCAGACAAACAGACCUGGGCCUGCAUGCCUGGGGCCCCUUCAUAUUCCAAAAGCUGUCCUUGGGUAAGAUGAGGUUCCUUGGCCGUGGCAUGAGUACUGAAGACUUCCUUGCCCUUCCCCUGCUUCCUUGUCAGCCUCUGCAUAUCAAACAGGCCCUUGUCUCCUUGGAAAUAGAAACUGUCUGAAACUGCUAGCUAAGACCUCCCUAGGAAAGCCUGCUCUGGUCAGUGCAGCCUGCUUCACAGCUUCUUCGAUAUGGUAGCAUCACCCUUCAGAAAGUGGCCUCCUGCAGUGGUGCUCUUGCAGCACAGGCACCCCUAGAUUCCAAGAUGUCAUUACUAAUUGGCCAAACCAUACCUCUCUCUUAGCCAGCCUUGCUGCUCCUGUCACCAUGGUACUCAGGUGACUUAGCUAGGAUAUGACUUGUGGAAGGGGACUGGGCCCCUUGUAUAGCUGUCAGAUGACCAUACCCAGCAUGGUAACACCCAGUGCAUAAGACCUUAACUGGGUCUUAAUGUUAAACCAAUGUAGGUGACUUGUAUAAAUGCAAAUUUGGGGACAUAUCUCUUUCUUCAAGAACUAUGAUAUAUGUAGUAUUCCAACAUAAAUAAAUUACACCUACAUGAUUG